AUGGCGCGCAUCGCCCCGGUGAGUUACGUGUGCUCUUGGGUGCAGUGUGCACCCAUUCUUUGUUCUCUCCCUGCGUGCGGCGAGGUGUUUCGGCAGAGCUUCGCUUCAGGGGAGCCAGAGCAGAUCGACCGGGCUCUACAGCUGGCGCUAGAGGGUCUCCCACCUGACGUCCUCUCUCUCCUUCCCUCCUGGCCCUCUUGCGCUUCUGCCUCUCCCGAUUCCCUUUUUGCAGGAGCGAGCCGCCUUCUGGAGGCGCACGCUUUGGAGGCCGUGCGUGCCCGUCACACCUCUCCCUUGCACCUUGCCCGUUUGACUUCCCUUCAGGGCGGAGGUGCAGGAGCGUGGUUGCAGUCGGUGCCGUAUGCCGAUCCACUGCGCCUCUCAGAGGCGCUGUGGCAGGUGGCUUCAUCAUCUCGUCUUGGUCUCCCUAUCCCCCAGUUAGCCCUUACAGGUCAGUGCUCCUGUGGACAGGCGAUCGACGACAUGACGGUGCCUCAUCACGCGGUCCGGUGCCCACGUUUCGGCGUCGCCACGACCAUCCACGACACGGUGAAGUUCAUGCUCCGAGACUUCGCGGUCGAGGCGGGUUUCGCGGUGAAGGUGGAGGACUCUACGCUGUUCACACAGUUAGAGGAGGCUCGAGCGAGGCUGCAGGGACUGCCGGUGGCGGGAGGGGGGACACGGGCUGGGGGACCGCUGGAGCAGAGGGGCGAGGCGCGACUGCCGGGUGGCGACGGGCAGUGGGGACAGCAUCAGCGGCGGGGGCGGGUGGCACGAGGGGCAGGGGGGCUGAGGGGGCGGCAGGGGGAGCAGACUGGCCAGGGCGAGGAGGGGGAACAGCAGAGACAGCGGCAGGAGAGCCAGCGGAGGCCGCAGGCCCAGGGCGCCGCGCCUUCGGGUUUGGGCCCGGGGGUGGGUCAGGAGCGGGAGCAGCAAAGAGCGGACGGAGGUGCAGGGGGGGCAGCGGGAUCGGGAGGGGAGGACCAGGGAGUGAGAGAGGCAGCAGGGGAUCGAGUAGAGGGGUGGGGAGGGUUGGGGGAGGGUAGAGAGGGGGAGGGAAGAGGACAGGCGGGCGGAGGAGAGGGCAGGGGGAGAGAGACGACCGGAGAGGAGGCACCGAGGGACCAGACAGGGCAGCAGCCCGCGCAGCAGCAGGGACCAGUCGGACGCACAGGCCGCGUAGGCACCCCUUCCCGCAUCCCAGACCUCACGUGCCGCGACGUUGGGCAGGGUCUGAUGGUCCUUGUGGAUGUCUCCAUAGCGGAUCCACAGCGGGAGGGGAACGUGCAGCUGAGACGGGCGACCCCCACACAGAUUGGAGUGGCAGCAGCUAGGCGGGUGCAGGAGAAGCUGCGUCACUGGGGGCCGCACUUAGAGGGGUUGCAGCCGGCACCACACUUUUACGCGUGCGUGGUGGAGACCUUUGGCCUUCUCAGCGAGCCGCUGCGUCAGUUUCUGGGGCUCUGCGCAAAGCGGAUAGCACAGCGGAGGAGGGAUAGGGGAGGGGGGGAUGACGGAUCGGCACGGAUAUUUGAGGCAGGACUCACUACACGCCUCUCCGUGGCGCUGCAGCGCGCGCAGGCUCAAUGUAUCAUCCAGCAUGCGGUGCGGCAGGCGGGGGGGUCCGACGACGGGUGGAUGCCCGCACCGGUUCCACUGGGUGCGGGGCAGGGUACCUGGCACCAUAUCACAGGGUGCUUCGAGAGUGCUGCAGACAUGCAAUAUAUAUAUGAUGCGUAUGUGUAG
Molecule: messenger RNA, 1746 nt
Organism: Closterium sp. Yama58-4
Lineage: Eukaryota; Viridiplantae; Streptophyta; Zygnematophyceae; Desmidiales; Closteriaceae
Source: the annotation of a GenBank genome assembly